Molecule: messenger RNA, 4441 nt
Organism: Xenopus tropicalis (tropical clawed frog)
Lineage: Eukaryota; Metazoa; Chordata; Amphibia; Anura; Pipidae
Gene: dab2
Product: Dab, mitogen-responsive phosphoprotein, homolog 2
Exons: 15
Coding region: 272-2629 (785 amino acids)
Cellular component (GO): cytoplasm
Source: RefSeq, a predicted model, not a curated record
AGCAUCUGAUUAGCGGCACACACAGUAUCGGCGGGGCGGCGGGCAGGGGCUGAGCUAAGGCGGCCGGAGGAGGAGGAGGAACAGCGGCAGCAGGGGAGGAAGGAGCAGCAGCAGCGACAGCGACUGACAGCCGCACAUCCCAGCAGCCAGGGGCGAUUAGCAGCACUGUGUGAACAUGACAUUUUGCUGAGCAGUAUUUGGUGUUCCCCUGCCAUCUGUAAAGCUUGACUCUUAUUUAAUGAUCGUGACAUUGUGAGGCAGGCCUCCAGUCAUGUCUACUGAUGUAGAAACCAGCACCAGCACUGCCACCGAAGUACCACCACCACCAGCAGCAAAGCCACCGUCCAAGAAGGAAAAGAAAAAAGGACCAGAAAAAACAGAUGAAUUCCUUUUGGCCAGAUUCAAGGGAGAUGGGGUGAGAUACAAAGCCAAACUAAUUGGCAUUGAUGAUGUCCCCGAAGCCAGAGGAGACAAAAUGAGCCAAGACUCCAUGAUGAAGCUUAAGGGGAUGGCUGUGGCGGCUCGUUCUCAGGGACAACAUAAACAGAGAAUUUGGGUCAACAUUUCACUUUCUGGAAUAAAAAUCAUAGAUGAGAAAACCGGAGUAAUAGAGCAUGAACAUCCUGUUAAUAAAAUUUCAUUCAUUGCUCGAGACGUGACGGAUAACCGCGCAUUCGGAUACGUUUGUGGAGCGGAAGGGCAGCACCAGUUUUUCGCAAUAAAAACGGCCCAGCAGGCUGAACCUUUGGUUGUCGAUCUAAAAGAUCUUUUCCAAGUUAUCUAUAACAUAAAGAAAAGAGAGGAUGAAGACAAGAAGAGGAGCGAUGAAAGCAGUCAGCCUUUAGAGAAUGGCAGCGACGCCCUGCUCAACAUUAACGAGGAAGUUGACAAACUAAAACUGGGUGUUGACCAGAUGAAUUUAUUUGGUGAUAUGUCCACGCCCCCUGACCUCCACAGUCCCACAGAAAGUAAUGAAAUCCUGUUAGUGGAUCUAAACACUGAAAUCGACACCAAUCAAAAUUGUGUAAAAGGAAAUCCCUUCCUAUCCAAUGGCUUCAUCAGUGCAUGUUCUCCUCUUCCUCAUCCACAACCACAGUCACCUUUCUCACCUGAGAAACCAUUUUCUGCCAAUCUCAGCUUCUUUCCUACUCCCAAUCCAGAUCCUUUUUGUGACGAUCCUUUCACUGCCACAGAUCAAUCACCCUAUUCUUCUCCACUUGAUUCUUCGAAAUUCAUAAAUCACCUCAAAGAAAACUUAAGCAGCUUAGAGAAUGGUUCAGAAAAGAAUGGCGUUCUGACAAAUGAUAUUGAGUUUGGCCAGAAGUUUGACCAAAUUUCUAACCAUUCUGGUAAACAGGACGCAAAGUCAGAUCAUUGGCCUUUUAAGCCUAACCAGUCCCUCCCUAGAGCAAGGACUCACAAUGGUGGACUGGAGCACAGACUCAAUGGCCCCUUGAUCAGCCCCCCACCAAAUCCAUUUGCUGAAGGCACAGCUAAGGGAGUCGAUCUGCAAAAUGGAAUAAGAAGGAACUCAGACACCAAUGUCAGUCACAAGCCAGACCCUGUUAAUUCCCUUCCGUGUGAUCCUAUAGCAAUAAUCCCACCACCACAAAGUACCAAGCCUGGAAGAGGCAGGAGAAGUGCGAAGGCAACAUCCGAUGAUUUGUUUGGGUCAGACAUCUUUCCAUCAAAUUCAGAGCCAGCGCCAGCUGUAGGUCCUACUGCUCAGCCAGCCCCAGCGCCAACAAACCCAUUGGAUCUGUUUAACACCUCAGGUCACUCAUCUGCCACUGGAAGCCUUGGAGCCCUGACAGUAAAUUCAUCUCAUGCACAACAAUGGAAUACCCAGUCCUUAGUUUUUAAUCAACCUUCUGCAACACUUCACACACCUGUGCUAGGUGUACAGCCUGGUUUUAGUCAGCCAAAUGUUCUUGGAUCAGCAUCAAUGACAUCAUGGAAUCAACCACCAGGUUUAAUAGCUUCCCCACCAAUGCAGAAUCCCUCGCUGUGGAAUCAGCCUGUAUCAAUCCAGCCAAAUGUUUGGCCCCAACAAGGAGGCUUAAAUAACCCUUUCCAGGUCAAUAUGUUUGCACCAAGACCACCUGUAUUACCAUCAGCACUAACAUCAUCAGGUCCUGCUCUCACAAGUCCUCCUCAGCCACCACCCAGGCCAGCACCUCAAAAGGAGUCACCUAAGAAAGAAAGUGAUGCCUUCACUGCUCUAGAUCCUCUUGGUGAGAAAGAGAAGAAGAGCGUUAAAGACAUGUUUAAAGACUAUCAGUUGACAAAGCCGCCCGCCGUUCCUGCAAGGCGAGGAGAACAUCAGCAAAACAGCAAUUCCAGCUCUACUGGAGCUUUUAACAACUAUUUUACUAACAAAGUAGGAAUUCCCCAAGAUAGUGCUGAUCAUGAUGAUUUUGACAUCAAUCAACUUUCAUCUAGGAUUAAUGACCCACCAAAGCCUGCCCCACGAAUACAAACACUGCCAAUGUCAAAGCCCGCUGAGGGGUUAUUUGAAAAUCCCUUUGGUUCAGAUUCUUUCACUUCAUUACAGAACUCUAAAGCCACAGCACAUCAGUUGACAUCUUCUGAUCCAUUCGGGGAUCCAUUUGGGAAUCCAUUUGCUUAAGAAAGUUUCUGCUACAUUUCCAUGGACAAAACAACAAGCAAAAAAUAUACAGAAGAUACUUGCCAGCCUCAAUGAGACAUCUCAUCCUUUUCCAGUUUAUUCAUUGCCAAAAAACUUCCAAAUAAUUCCCACCGGAUUCCACCUAAUUAGGGACAGUUGUGGUUUAUUAAUUCCAAGGCUCCAUGUCUGAAAAAUUCAAGACAGCCCUUUCUGUUUUUAGUUUUUGUUCACAUACAUGAAAUUACCAUUUUAUUCAAUAACCACAUUCACAUUUCCACUUGCUGUGCGGAAAAAGUUCAUGGCAUUUUAGUGAGUAGCCAAGACAUGCAAACAAAUAGUAUCCUCAACUAUAUACUAGUAGGAAUGUCCAAUGCAACAUGGAAUCCGAAUUAUGGCGGAUUUUGGUGCAGAACUGCAUAAUCGAGCAGUUUCAUCCCGAAAUCCGCUCCAUGUCUCAAUAGCUACAGGGGCAGGCACAUCAGGAAGUUUUUAGGACUGUAGUGUUUACUACAAUUCCCCAAGUGAGAGCAGACAGAGACAUAUCAUUUGAGUGUUGGAAUUAGGAUAAUAAGAGUCUGAGGAGCGCUUUGCCAUAAGCUCACCACCAAGUUACCAAUACCAUGUUUAAGAAAACUAUUGAUCUCUCAAAAGUCACACACAUCUCAUUAACAUUAUUAGGACAGUGAGGAGUUUGAUUGAACACAAGCUAGUGUUGCCCCAAACAUGAUUGAGUUGAUUUCCCACCUAUAGCCCACUGUACCCUCGGGCCCCAGCUGGCCAUGCCAACCAUCUCUGAUUAUCUUUGAUUCUGACCAUAAGAAGACUGAAUUACUUGUGUGCAGCUGGCAUGUUCUUAUGACCUGGAACAUAAUGGGACUGUCUCUAAUAGGAAGAAUGCAUAAAUACAUUGAAUAUAUUGUCACUUUUCCGUCAUUUACAAGCAAAAUAGUUUUUUUUCCACAAUUAAUUGGGAUCCAAAUGGUGUUAAAAUAAAUACCUCAACUGGGACGACUGGAACUGGAAAAGAACAGCAAAGUUAUGUUUUUAACCAGGGCAAUAACAUCUUCCAAGAAAAAAAAGUUCUGUCCAUAACAUCUUAUUGGCAGUGGUGUCACCAAUAAAGAAUUUGCUCACCACCCGACAGCCAUUUUGGAUUUUAGUGGAUCUGAAACGUGUUUCAAAUAUACCUCCAGAACACUGGUUACUGUUACCAUUAUAUCGUACUGGAGCAGUCUGAUGGACCCUACAUUAAAUGAAUGGGGAGCGCAAGUAUCGCUUACGUCUGGAUAUUUACGGUCAUUGGAGAACGCAUCCAAAACUCUACGGCCACAAGUUGGUCUUCAAGAUGGAUCGGUUCAGCCAUGACUAUUGACAACACAAACUUCCUUCUAGCCCAUUUUUUUGUAAAAGUUGAUCUGGUAUCAGCUAUGAACUAUGGGAACGAUUCCCAUGACACUACAAUUAGUCGUGCCUCAAUUAUUUUCACUAUGAACUCCAAGUGAUCAGCUAGAAACGAAUCAUACACUAUUUACACUUGAUAAACUGAAAACUCUUUAAUUUCAAAAGUGAUUUUUUUUCCAAUCAGGUGGAAACCUGUAUACUUAUGCUAUCAAUGCACUUUUUUACUUUGUAAAACCAACCAAUCUAUGAAGUUUUUAAUGUGUAUUUUUUUCUUCAUCUGGAUCUAUGACAGACCCCUAUAAACGUACAUUAUGCUUUUUGAUGUCUGUAUAAGCUCAGAUCUGUUCCUGUGAUGUAUUCAAUACAUUUCAAUAUGCUACAGAAUACACUAUUAAAGUUCCAUUGCCAUUA